CGAUAACACCAGAACGAUUUGCCAUUUAACUUCCAGUCAAGAAUGGAGAGUAACAUGGCAAGAGAUUAUUGACAUUGGGAAAAGUAUUGUCACUACUGAAGUACCAUUGAACGGUGCAGUAUGGUAUCCUGGUGGCAGUAUGAAGAGUAGUAAGCUGGUACAUAAUAUAUGUGUGUUUUUUCUACACACUAUUCCAGCUUACUUCUUAGAUGCUGUUAUUUAUAUGUCUGGCAAUAAACCAUGUCUGGUACGCAUUCAAGACAGAAUUAACAAAGGAUUUGAGGUGUUUGAAUACUACGCAAACAACCAAUGGGAAUUCAGGAACGAACAUGUCCAUUAUAUGAGAAGAAUUAUGAAUCAACGAGAGAAGUUUGAGUACAAGAUUGAUGGAAACGAUAUGGAUAUUAGAAAUUACUUCAGAGAUUGUAUUAUGGCUGCUCGAAUUUAUAUUUUAAAAGAAACUCCAGACACACUACCUAGAGCUAGAAUUCAUAUGAAAAUAAUGUACUUUGUUGACAUAAUCGCCAAAAUAUUGUUUUUCGGUUUACUGUUAUGGACUUUAUUCAAAUGGUCUGAUACAAUUAUUGCAAUUGGACUGUUAUUAUUUAACUUUGUACGAUUAUUCUUCAAGUCAAUUUUUUCAGUAAUCAAUAGUGACACUACUGUUGGACCGAUAUUGAACAAAGAACUUUAAUCUUUCAUCUUGUGGCAUUUUUGUUAUGUUUUAACGAUAAUAAAUGAUCUUGAUUUAUAGUGUUCCGUAUACAACAUAUAAAAUCGAAUUAAAAACAAUGCAUGCAUACAUUUACCGUUUAUAAAACUGAUAAAUCAAUCACACUUUGGUUAUUUUUAAUUAUAUUUUGUAGCUUUUUACAUAACAAUUCAACAAUGGUUUAAACCAUGGACCAUUAUAUUGUUAGUUAUUUUUUAAGUAAAAUUACAAAGUAUUUUAUUAUAUUUUUAUAUUAUUUAAAAUAAAUUUUUUUUAUUAUUACUGUAUAAAUGGUUCCAACAGUAUCAUUAGGAAUAUUACAAAUUAUUCUUUAUUAUCUAUUUGUUUAAUAGAAGUACCUUCACAGGCUAUAACUAAAAUUUAGUAAUAUAACUUGUUAAUAAU
Molecule: messenger RNA, 1117 nt
Organism: Diuraphis noxia (Russian wheat aphid)
Lineage: Eukaryota; Metazoa; Arthropoda; Insecta; Hemiptera; Aphididae
Product: fatty acyl-CoA reductase 1
Biological process (GO): long-chain fatty-acyl-CoA metabolic process
Cellular component (GO): peroxisome
Molecular function (GO): alcohol-forming very long-chain fatty acyl-CoA reductase (NADP+) activity
Source: RefSeq, a predicted model, not a curated record